Messenger RNA from Venturia canescens, 4171 nucleotides. RefSeq lists its product as uncharacterized. NCBI's taxonomy places the organism in Eukaryota, Metazoa, Arthropoda, Insecta, Hymenoptera, Ichneumonidae. The record is from RefSeq and is a predicted model, not a curated record. The coding region runs from base 813 to 1181 and encodes 122 amino acids. The transcript is spliced from 6 exons.
UUAUUUAUUUCGGAAAAAUUGAAGUUCGUUUAGUAAAAAACACAGGCUAGAUUGAAACAAUGAUUCCUUCAGUAAAAUUUAAAAAAAUCAAUUUUGACACUCACGACCUAGAAGUGAAGCGCGAAUAUCAAUUUUCCAUGAAACUUUCCUGAGCUUCCAAAUUUUUUAUAAGAUUCUUCCACCGAAUCUAUGCGAAAAAGUGUUACACGCUUUUUGAUAUGGACUUUUAUUGUUCAGUCUUAGUGUUUGCUCUCACAGAGUUAACGGACGUCUCAAAAAACGGGAAUAAAAAUACAACAGUCACGUCGGGUGUCGAUUCAAUUUUUUUCGCAAUAAUUGUUAGGAUCGAUAACCUAAAAGUUUGAAAAAAUCGCAAUGAGAAGAUCCAAUCGGUAUGAAAAAAAUGGCACGUGGUUUUCUGAAGGAUCAAAAUAUUUCGGUCGUGUCUGAAUAUUUCGAGGUGUAAUUCCAAGUCCGUAACGCCAUUUUUAGAGAAAAAUGAGGACAAUGAAAACUUUUGUAACGGAAGUUGUACGCUUACAUCAACGAACUAAUGACAAGGAAUGGAGUUGUGAAAUCUGACGGAGCGAAGAUCCAAUGCUGGAGCACUUCAAGCGUAUUUCUCGUCUUUAUUACAUAAACGUCACUCGACUACCGUUGCAGUUGCAAGUCACUGAAAGCAUCGUACCGUAGCGAGAGUAUUAUGACGCUCGGUGAGUCGAGUGACCCGGAGCGUUUGAGGUGAGAAGACGAGAAGGUGCGUUCGUCGAAGGGGUGCCGUGAUUGGGUGGCUCGUCGAUAUCAAAGGCGGAAUGACCGGGCGAAUGACUUUGUCUUUCCACUCGCCGAUAAUGGAGGAGCACGAGAAGAGUCUCGUAGCGGGUAGUCUGGAGCAGAGGAAAGAGGCGUUCAAGGAGGACGAGGAGCUCAUGAAAGAGACGACCAAGUUCGUCACCGAGGUCAUCGAGACCGCGGCUUCCGAGGCGACCAAAAGAAAAUUCGAGUCCGAGGCUGGCGAGGCGAGCGAAGGCAGUAGAUUGAAGGGCGGGGAUCCCGUCGGCCGCUGGAACAACCGAGCCCGUGGCUUCUGCAAUCGGAUACUGAACGCGCUGUGCCCGUGCUUCACGACCAAUGAAUUGUUCGCCUGGACGCCGUACCGAUAUCGCUUCACGAGACCUUAACCGCUUUCCGAUACCGGAAGUUCCGCCGUCGUAACGGAACUGCGAUCUAACGAACAGUGAUGACGAUAUCCAAUGACGAAGUCCCUCGGUCCCUCGUUCCUCCACUUGCUGCGGGAGGUUUGUGCAGUUUGACAAGCGAAUGGAAUAGGAGCGCGGAGGCGACUCUUCGCGAGGGCACCGAUGUGGCAGAGUUGCGAGCCUUCUUCUCCCACGUCUUUCAAUACUUCGCUCAAAUCACCGCAAAUCAAUUGCUCCCGGGCAAAGGAAGUGAGGAAACUUUCCGCUCGAACGAUGAAAAUGGUCGCGACCGGGAAAGCUCGCCAGAAUUGAGCGCCGGCCCUCAGUUUUCCUUCGCAUCGUUCAUUCUUUUUCCCUCAAAUCCAAGAGCCCGGAGCGUCGACGCACGAUUUUCCGCUCAAACUCAAACGGCGUCUCACAAAAGUAGAAAUUAUUGUAUAGCCACUAACUUCGACUGUCCGCAACGGACAGCUUGUGCGUAUAAACGAGACUAAAAGCAAGGAGAAAAGGGACAAAGUCACUGAGGAAGUUCGUUCGCAUUCAACGUUAGCCCGAUGGCCCAAUAAUUGUAUAGCGACUAAGCAUAGUAGCGUUGCAGGCUCUCAAAUUCGUGCGAUUGGGACGCCCUGCUUUUAGAGAUACUUCGAUUGAACCCUCCGCGACGAAGGCGAAAGUUCUUUGUACUCCUAUGCCGUCCUGAAUCCUCAGUAUUGUUAAUUCACUUACUCUUAACCCCGUGAUCAUCCUGGUCGUUCAUUCGUUUUCUCCGCUUCGAAAGAACUCGAGUUCUGACCAUCCCAAAAAUCGUUUUUUCCUACUGCUCUGUCUCUACAGAUCCGCUUCGAUGUUUCAUGACUCUUUCAACAGUCACAUUUUCUGUGGAAAUGCCUCAGGACGACUGCCAGUCGCUGGAAGCUCCUUCCAUCACUCGUAACUGCUUUUGAGUAAAAUUUACUCUGAAAUUUAGUUGAACGACGAUACGACGAGCGUAUCGAUUUGCUCGAAGGCUUUGAGGCUGCUCGGGGGUAGAAUCGAGUCGAAAAUUUAGUUAAACAACUUUCGUACGAAUGUAUUGAUUUGCUCGAAAGUUGUGAGGCUGUCUGAGGGUUUAAAUCGAGUCUAGAAUUCAAUUGAAAGACUUUUCGUACGAGUGUACUGAUUUGCUUGAAAGUUGCGAAGCUCUUUUUGAGCAAAUAGUCUUCAGAGUGUCUCUAUUUUGUUACACACGAAAGAACCACUAGGAACAUCGUUGUUUUAUCAAAGUUAUGAUUUUCGUGGUUAUAUUCGGAGUGACACUUUCUCGUUGGAACACUAAAAUUUCACUUUUUCAUUGGAGAAUACAAAAGUAUAUUGGAAUGAGACUAAUUUUUGGAGCAGCAAUAUUUCGGAGGCUGCAUCGUGAUGGGAGAAGAUAUUUGAGAUCAGAAGAGCAGUGAGAUCAAAUGAUUUUGGAGUACAGACGAUCUUGGAAGCGAGUUUUCGUGGGGUGGAGAAAGGAGGAGUGGAACAGCUGGAUCGUCCAUUAAUCUGAAUGUCACUCGUUCGUUGCGUUACUAAUUUUGCAUGCAGAACGAUCAGAAAGUUUGGAAAAAUGAUUCGAAGCUCCAAGGAGAAGUUGUGAGGAAUUUUUCAAAAAUGUUUGUAUCGUGUUAAAGUUUGAGUUUGUCAAGAAAAUUCGAAGGGGUUUUCAAUAGAAAGGCUCGACUUAACAAAAAAGUAUUAAUUCUGACGAAUGUGAUGGGAUUCAGAAAAAUGUUGACCGAAGUAGCCAGCCAUUGGGGUGGCUCCACACCGCUGUAUCUCGUGACCAAUAAUUCUUCGAACUCUCGAAUUUUUCAGUGACUAAUCUCGAUGAAAAUAUUUCGAGCAGAGCGAUUCUAAGCUUUCUGUGCGUUGCGUAGCUUCACAAUUGCUUUAGCCCCUUGAGAGCAAUCUCUGAUGCUUCUAAAAAACGUUAAGAGGCUUCGACGAAUCCGCUGAGAAAGGGGAUUUGCUAUAUUAUCAUGAAAAAGCCUUCGAACAAACUGUCCUAUAAAAAGACCUCACAUAUCUAUGGCGAAAGUACGAAAACAGGAUCAGAGUAAAUGUAAAUAAAAAAAAGCCCUUCGACUCACCAAAACAAGGUAGAAAUUUUAACGUCAAACUCUUCUUGAGACUGGAGCGACCAAAAAAUUUGAUUUUCGAAAUAAAAUUUUGUUCUCGUUUCGUUCGAAGCUGCAAAAUCGGAUUGGAAUAAAAUGUUCCAAGUUGUUUGAUCCUAAGAGUGUUAAACACUUGAGUGUGAAGUACGUAAAAAGAUGAAUAUUUAUAAAUGAGUAAAGAAGCUAUACGUGUAUAUAAGGAUUAGGAUAAUUUGAGAAAAGAGAAAAAACUGAAAGAGAUUAUAUUUAUUUUUAUUCUCUUCCCAAACUUAUAGUUUUUUAUUUAAUUAUCAAAUCAUAUAAGAGCUCGUUCGUAAAAGGAACAAUAAGAAUUGAGAAUAUGGGGACAAAAAGCUGCGACGAAAGGGCGAUUCGAGUGCAGCAAAUGGGAACAAAAAUAUCGUAUUAAAUUGACAAUCAAUCAUGUAAGUGGGAGUGAGCCUCGGGCUAUCAAUUCGUAGCACAAUCCAACAAACUCGCUAGAGAAUUUGAGAUCGACAGAACGAUCCUCGAUCCGAGCUAUUUAAAUUGUAAAAACGAAGAAAAAAUAAUUGGGAAACAGGAAAGCGCCAUCUUCACCGCGUUCAGAAGCGACUCAACAGCGCACUCACUACAGUCACUACGGCGAUGACACUUUAGUAUUUGUAUGACACUUAAUAUUGUUAUGAUUAUCAAUAUUUUCAUCUUUAUUGUGUGCCAUCACCACUACCACUGCUACUACUAUGAUUGUCAAAAAAAUAGUGAUCGUCUUCGGUGUUUGAUAUUUAUGAACGGUUAAGAUAUUAUAAUCGGUGUGUUAAAUAAAUUUGAAAGAAAUAUUGAAGAUUGAAA